Messenger RNA from Humulus lupulus (European hop), 1842 nucleotides. Its product is annotated as chorismate synthase, chloroplastic. NCBI's taxonomy places the organism in Eukaryota, Viridiplantae, Streptophyta, Magnoliopsida, Rosales, Cannabaceae. The record is from RefSeq and is a predicted model, not a curated record. Gene Ontology annotation, biological process: aromatic amino acid biosynthetic process; chorismate biosynthetic process. Gene Ontology annotation, cellular component: cytosol. The coding region runs from base 210 to 1526 and encodes 438 amino acids. Gene Ontology annotation, molecular function: chorismate synthase activity; FMN binding. The transcript is spliced from 13 exons.
AUUGCCGAAACACAACCACAAGAAAAAAGUACCAAACCCACCAAACACCAAAUGAAAAUAAAGGGGUUCAAGUUGGAGGCGGUGCGUUUGGGUAGGUGAGUGCUGUUCUCUCUUAUAUAUGCUAAAUUCCCCGAGUCGAGUCUUCACCAACUACUACUCCGCCCGCCAAACUCCAUCUUCAUCUUUUGCUGUAACAGCGAAGCUCAAUAAUGGCGUCGUCGCUCUCCUCGAACCCAUUUUUGGGAGUUUCUCGUAAGGAAGGCUUCUCUGCUUUGGGAUCUCUAUCCUCUGAUCUUCGAAACCUUUCUUUGUCUCCUUCUCUUCAGUUCCCCACCGCUUCACCUACCCCCAAGAAGCUCCAAGUAAAGGCAGCUGGGAAUAGUUUUGGAACACAUUUUCGUGUUACAACUUAUGGAGAAUCUCAUGGCGGAGGUGUUGGUUGCAUAGUUGAUGGAGUGCCUCCUAGACGCCCCCUCUCUGAAGCUGAUUUGCAAGGCGACCUUGAUAGAAGGAGACCAGGUCAAAGUCGAAUUACUACUCCUAGGAAGGAAACUGACACAUGCAAAAUACUUUCUGGGGUGUAUGAAGGAAAGACAACUGGAACCCCAAUUCAUGUAUUUGUACCCAAUACUGAUCAAAGAGGACAUGAUUACACUGAGAUGUCGAUAGCUUACAGGCCCUCCCAUGCAGAUGCAACCUACGAUAUGAAGUAUGGUAUUAGAGCUGUGCAGGGUGGUGGUAGGUCAUCAGCAAGAGAAACUAUUGGAAGAGUUGCAGCUGGAGCAAUUGCCAAGAAAAUUCUCAAGGAAUUUUCAGGAACUGAGGUUUUCGCUUAUGUUUCACAAGUACACAAUGUUGAGCUUCCGCUGGGGUUGGUUGAUCAUGAGACUUUGACACUUGAUCAGAUAGAAAGCAACAUUGUGCGGUGCCCUAAUCCUGAAUAUGCAGAAAAGAUGAUUGCUGCCAUAGACACUAUCCGGGUGAGAGGGGAUUCCAUUGGCGGUGUUGUUACAUGUGUUGUGAAGAAUUGUCCACGUGGGCUUGGCUCACCAGUUUUUGAUAAACUUGAAGCUGAGUUUGCUAAAGCUCUCAUGUCAUUACCUGCAACAAAGGGCUUUGAAAUUGGAAGUGGUUUUGCAGGCACUCUUUUGACUGGAAGUGAACAUAAUGAUGAGUUCUAUCUUGAUGAGCAGAAUAGAAUCAGGACAAGGACAAAUCGCUCUGGUGGGAUACAGGGAGGAUUAUCAAAUGGGGAGAUUAUACAAAUGAGAAUUGCUUUCAAGCCAACUGCUACAAUUGGGAAGCAGCAGCAUACAGUGACUAGAGAUAAACAUGAGACGGAUCUAAUCACCCGUGGUCGCCAUGAUCCUUGUGUUGUUCCUCGAGCUGUGCCAAUGGUAGAGGCCAUGGUAGCUCUGGUGCUUGUGGACCAGUUGAUGGCACAACAUGCACAAUGCAAUUUAUUUCCUCUAAAUGAAGAACUACAGGAGCCCCUCGAGUUGCCCAAGUUUGUAGAAUCUGUUUAAGUCGCUCUAUCCAUGUGAAAGUUUGCCGACGUCUUUUAUCCAAAAGAUAGAAGUGAAUUUUUUCUUGGCCCCCCUGCAUACACAAAAUGGAGUCAAAUUUUGGCUCUUGUCUAGUUUGUGUUCUCUACCGAGUAAUGAGUUUUGCUUAUGUUGGAUGUUCCCUAUUGAAUAUGAUCUUCUUUUCAUCUAUUUUAUUGAAAUGAUUAACAUUUUUUUUUUCUACUUGAUGUAAUAAGCUAUGUAUUGUGAUUAAUAAAUUGGUCACAUGUAGCAGCAUGUAUCUACCUUUUGGUUCUUAGUUCCAUGGUUUUGGAUU